UGUCUUGCUUUAGUUUUAUUAAAUUAAACUGUCUACUUCUCGUUUCUGGUAGAAGAUAGAAUAAAGCAAAAAGAGUCAGUAAAUCCAAAAUCUAAAUAAGAAUUAAAAUGGAGACCCUUUCAGCUGACAAACUGCAGCCUUAUCACGAAUAUAUUGUCGAAGAUCCUCCCCAGAUCGAGGUUAAUUGUCUGAUUCUUGAAACUCAAGAUGAAUCUGUUGAAACUGGAAUAGAUGCGGCCAAUGAUCGGGUUGCAGAUGGAUCAGGCGAAGAACCAUCUCUCCUCACCAUCGAAUACUACCAGCAGUACUUCAAUGUCGACACCUUCAUGGUCCUUAAUCGCAUCCUUAACUCCAUGAUGCCCAAGCGGGCGAAGAGCAAUUAUCUUCGUAUGGAAAUCAGCGAGAAUCCAGAUCUAUAUGGUCCCUUUUGGAUCGGCGUCACCCUGAUCUUCUCGAUAGCCAUCAGUGGAAAUUUAUUCAGUUACUUGCAAUAUGCCAGGAAUGACUACCAAUGGCAUUAUAACUUCAAAUUGGUAUCGUAUGCAGCCACUUGUAUCUUUAUCUAUGCUACUCUCUUGCCUGUUGUUCUUUGGGCCAUGUUCAAAUACAGCCUAAAGCCAGUGGAUUCUGUGGAAAUUAAUAGUGGCAGCUAUACCCCAACUCUGAUAUCGCUCUUGUGCAUUUAUGGCUAUAGUUUGGCUAUAUAUAUACCCGUUUCCAUUCUGUGUGUGAUCAAUAUAUCGAUGCUGAAGUGGCUACUGGUGAUCCUUGCGGCUUUGCUUUCGGGAUUUGUAUUGAUUGAUGUUAUGAAGCCGGCUUUAAGGAACUCAAAGUACUCAAGAUUUCUUAUAUUUGGAAUACUGAGUGCUCAUCUUAUAGUAUCUGCUGGAUUUCUGAUGUAUUUCUUUCAAAGUUACCAGGAGUCUUUGGUGACUACAACAGUUACCAAGACAGUGCCUGAAAAUCAUUAAAGCACUCACAAUAUUAUUAAAGAUAUGUAAAUAUAUAUAAUUGCAACAUAUUUUCCCCGCGUGUAACCAUAAAAUAAAACAAG
This is a messenger RNA of Drosophila serrata, 1054 nucleotides long. Its product is annotated as protein YIPF1-like. NCBI's taxonomy places the organism in Eukaryota, Metazoa, Arthropoda, Insecta, Diptera, Drosophilidae. Gene Ontology annotation, biological process: vesicle-mediated transport. The record is from RefSeq and is a predicted model, not a curated record. Gene Ontology annotation, cellular component: Golgi apparatus; membrane. Gene Ontology annotation, molecular function: small GTPase binding.